UUCGGCUCUAACACAGGUGCUUUUCGAUAACUAUCGUUGUCUAGGGAAACCGAUUUAAACAGUUCAAAACAAUUACAAGCUUCACUUAGAAAUUUGCAAACAAACGAAAAAUAAUUUAUAUUUCCGCAAAAUGAGUGAAAAUCGAUUGGCCUUCCUGGCCGAAUGGUAUCAAGUGGAAGCAGCCAUUAUUCGUACCUUUCUGGUGACUUACUAUAUAACAGAUCAGGCGGUGGAAGUGUUUGAUCAGCGCAGUAAGAAAACGUUUUUGCGCCGCACGAAGAUACCGGAACUAACACAACGAGAUUUCUUUGUGGGAUCCAAGAUUAAUGUUUUUGGCCGGCAAUUCGAUAUUGUAGAUUAUGCAGAUGAAUCCACUCGCAACACUUUGGCAAGAUAUAGGAAAAAAGGAUUUGUGCUGCUUAAGAAUAAUAUGUGGAUGAAACAUUUGGGCAAGUUUCUUAAAACUUUAAUUGAGAACAAAAUCAAUAUAAAUGAUGGCCUAAUGGUGCAAUUUACUCCGAAAUUGGUCACAAAGUUUCUGUCGGGCAAGCAGCAUAACGACGUAACAGCCUCAGUCCUCAUGAACGAGCUGCUCUCUGGUCCGGCAAUCAGCCUUGAGUUGAUUGGUGACAAUGUUGUAGACAUUAUGGUAGCUUGUGCCAAUUACAAAUCAGACAAUGCUUCCACUUCUAUUAGAUUGUCGCCCAGCAUGGAGCAGUUGUUUGAUAUAGAAGAAGUGAGACAUGGAUUCUACUGUCCUACUCGAGAGGAGGAUGUGGCCAUGGAUCUCAAAUUUGUAUUCGAAGAACGACGCAGUAUUAUUAAGGAUUGUAUUUUUAAAAACACCACAUUGGCCAUUAUUAAACCGCACAGCAUAAAGGAUGGUCAUCUAGGCAAAAUAGUGGAUGAAAUACUCUCGAAUGGUUUUAAAAUCACAGCUAUGCGAAUGAUUCUAAUGGCCCGUAUCAAUUGCGAGGAAUUCUACGAGGUCUAUCGGGGAAUUCUACCCGAAUAUAUACCCAUGGUGGCGCAGUUAGCUAGUGGUGUGUGCAUGUGCUUAGAGGUUUUUGCCGAGGAUCCGGAAAAAGUAUCCCACACAGACUUCCGAAAUUUCUGUGGACCCAUGGAUCCCGAGAUUGCCAAACUUUUGCGGCCACACACAUUGCGUGCCAAAUUUGGCAAGUCAAAAGUGCUAAAUGCAGUGCAUUGCACCGAUCUACAUGAUGACACAAAUCUGGAACUUCAGUAUAUGUUCAAGAUAAUCGAUUGAUUCGAUUCCUCUUAUAGGCAUUUUAGUUCAAAUAUUAUUUAUUUUAGUUCCAUUGUGUAUAUGUAAAUAAAUUACAAGUGCAAAAUAACAAUUGUAUUUGGAAGCUGUAACAAA
This is a messenger RNA of Drosophila willistoni, 1384 nucleotides long. RefSeq names its product nucleoside diphosphate kinase 7 (gene nmdyn-D7). The transcript has 4 exons. Bases 131 to 1270 code for a protein of 379 amino acids. Gene Ontology annotation, cellular component: centrosome. Gene Ontology annotation, molecular function: ATP binding; nucleoside diphosphate kinase activity. Lineage: Eukaryota; Metazoa; Arthropoda; Insecta; Diptera; Drosophilidae. The record is from RefSeq and is a predicted model, not a curated record.